UUGGGCGUGGUUCUGUUCCCAAUUGGAGCGCACUUCUUGGGCGAGGUCAACGUCACAUUUGGCCUUGAACCAAUAGAACGGCGCGCGUUUGCACGAUCUGGCCAAUGCCAUGGCUCACGCGUCACGCCCGUUGCCCAGCCAAUCAGGCAACACCACACAGCCGAUGCACAACACCACCUUCACCGGCGACGCACCCAUGCCCAGUCGUGUUUGUUGAAAAAAGGCCAAAAGAUUGACACGCUAAGUACAAGCUCGUUGAGAGGCAAGGCAGCUGCUAUCACGCCAACGCGAACGCAUUAUCGAUCUCCAACAGGCAGCGAGGUGGCUUUGGGUGUACGCAAACCCUUCAAAGCGGUGCCCAGUGCUGCACUGCUGAAGUUCGCUCGCGACUACACUGCCGGUGAAGUAGUCAACGAAUCCAUGUCGACCACAACAAGUUCCGCCAUCAUGCGACACUUGAAUGGCGGCACCCGACUGAAGACCGAUUCUGGGUUGGAAGGAGGUGGCGGAGGCGGGGGCGGUUACGGUGAUGGGACUAACAAUGGCAACGCCUCGGACACCAGUGGUACCCCGCCUGUCGCCAAUCUCUCGGAGGAGUCCAUGAUGGUUCUCUCGCAGUCGGUAGACUCGAUUCACACCAUCGCCACUACUGGUGGAAGUGAUGCCAUAGACCACCAAGUCCGCACCCUAUUUGUCAGUGGUUUACCCCUCGACACCAAAUCCCGUGAACUCUAUCUCCUCUUCCGCGGGUUCAAGGGUUACUUGUCGUCAACGCUGAAACCUGCGGGCAAAAACGGCAAACUAACAGCGCCCGUCGGAUUCGUUACGUUUGAGACCCGUGAACAGGCCGAAAAUGCCCUAAACGAGCUUCAGGGAGUCAAGUUUGACCCCGAGGGAAAUCAGCACAUGAGACUGGAGUUUGCUCGAAGCAACACGAAGGUGACAAAGCCGAAGUGGCCCUUAGGUGUCCCCCUGCCGCCAGGUGCGACAACUGGCUUCCCCUUUAUUCCUGCUGCUGCUGGUACCCCUGUCAACUUGUCGCCGAUUGGUCAACAAGCCGGAUUCCCAGGAAUGCUACCCUCCAACUUCCUGCCGCAUUUGGCUGGAUUCGAUCCUACAACGAUGGCUCUAAUUGCAGCACAGGAUCCGACACAAUGGACAACAAAUCCCUACUUCGGCGGUGACAAUUCCGGUCUCUUUACGUCGAUGGCUGCUGCACACGGUCUUGCACCGGCGGCUUUACUGCAAGCCUCAAACUUUCGGCCAAUUCUGCCAAUGACGGCCGGCGGUGCGACUCCAGUCACCCAAUCAGGCGCGACCCAAGUAGCCAAUCAUCUUCAGCUUGUACAAGCUGCCCUUCAGGCAACCAAUGCGGCGGCAGCACUUGGACUAAUGGCCACGGGUGGCAGCAAUCUGCAGCAACAGGGGGCUGGAGCGACACCUGGCAGGACACCCCAAGGAUCUUCACCAACUGGAUCUGUCAAUUCAUCGGGGAAUCAUUCCCAGCCAGCAUAUUCCACGUUGCAAAGUCAACAGCAGCAGCAGCAGCAGGUAAUGGGCGCAGCGCAGUAG
Mesocestoides corti is the source of this 1572-nucleotide messenger RNA. NCBI's taxonomy places the organism in Eukaryota, Metazoa, Platyhelminthes, Cestoda, Cyclophyllidea, Mesocestoididae. The record is from the annotation of a GenBank genome assembly.